Aquila chrysaetos chrysaetos is the source of this 1024-nucleotide messenger RNA. It is a transcript of the gene SFTPD, whose product is annotated as surfactant protein D. Lineage: Eukaryota; Metazoa; Chordata; Aves; Accipitriformes; Accipitridae. Gene Ontology annotation, cellular component: rough endoplasmic reticulum; multivesicular body. Gene Ontology annotation, biological process: surfactant homeostasis; positive regulation of phagocytosis. The record is from RefSeq and is a predicted model, not a curated record.
CAACCCUUUAAAAUUAUGUAAAUGGAGGAAUUUAUGAAAUGACUGCUUGAUUUGUCACAGAUCUGUGGGCUUAGCAAUGACUAUUCUUCAGCCUUUCAGUGCCUUGGUACUUUGGCUUUCACUGUUGAUGGUAACAAGAUGGUGCAAUGUUGUGCUGGUACCAGAUAUACCAGAAGAGAAAGUUUAUUCCUGCCCAGUAAUUCAGUGCAGUGCUCCUGCAGUCAAUGGCUUACCAGGCAGAGAUGGAAGAGAUGCUCCCAAAGGUGAAAAGCAAGAACCAGGAGAAGAAUUGAGAGGUCUGCAGGGUUUCCCUGGAAGAGGACCUCCAGAAAUAAAAGAAGAUUUGGGAUAACAAGGAGAGAAAGGAGAAAAAGGAGAAUGUGGAAUUCUAGUAGCCAAUGACCUGCACAGACAAGUAACUGCUUUGGAAAGAAAAGUACAGGUUUUGGAGGCUGAACUAAACAGAUACAAAAAAGCUUUGAUUUUAAAGAACAUCAAGAGUAUUGGUAAAAAAAUAUUUGUCUCAACUGAAAAGGAAGAUACUUUUUACAAUGGAAAAUCCUUUUGUGCAAAAGCUGGAAGUGCACUUGCCUCUCCUAGGAAGGAGGCUGAGAAUACAACUUUAAAAGACUUAAUAACACCUUCGACGCAGGCUUAUAUGGGGAUAUCUGCUGAACAGACUAAAAGCACAUUCAUGUAUCCGAAUGAAGAGGCUGUAACUUACAGAAACUGGAAUGCUGGAGAACCAAAUAAUCUAAAAAAUGAAGACUGUGCAGUGAUGCAAGACUCUGGAAAAUGGAAUGAUGUUGAUUGUUGAAAUUCGUGUGCCUUAAUUAUUUGUGAAUUCUUGAGCUGAUGAAUCUAAGAAAACCCAAAGCUUUUGCUCUCAAUUAUGUGGUUGAUAUAGAAGUUUGUUCCCAUAAAGGUGGCCUGAGAUAACCAGAACCAGAGUGUAUUUAUAAUUGUUUUCUCUUUCACUUUCAGUUUUGAAUCUCCUAAUAAAAUACAGAUUUAAUUUUUUCAA